CACUUCUCAAAAAAUAAGCUCCAGCCCUUCUAGUCCACGGCGAGAAUACUACUUCACACGUUAACCAAAUGCAGAGUAGCGCUGGUUACGCUCCGUCCAGCAGUAGCAGUAGCGCAGAUUCCGAAUAUGAUACCAUUAUCGCGGGUCGCUUUCGUCGCGUGUGUGUCCUCGGGAAGGGCUCUCAAGCCACGGUGUGGGAGUGCGAGGACCUCCACAACCCCUCCGGCCCUCACGUCGCGUGCAAGUCCUUCUCCCGCCUCAAAUCCUCCGCCAAUCGCUCCAUAAUCACCGAGGUCCUGGCGCUGAAGAAGCUAAGAGGCCACUCGAACGUUAUCCAGUUCCUAGAUUUAAUCGUCGAGGCUAACGAGUGCCACGUCAUCGUAGAGCUCGCGCCAGACGGCGACCUGGUUUCGGAGAUUAUGGAGCGCGGCCCGUUAGUGGACGAGGCGCAGGCUGCGAACCUGGCGCGGCAGCUCGCGUCCGCCGUAGCAUUUUGCCACGCGAGCGGCAUUGUGCACCGCGAUAUUAAGCCCGACAACGUGCUGGUCGUCAUGCACCCAGCGCACCCUGUGUACGAUCAUCGCCAUCACCAUCAGCACCUAGAGUCCUCCCCCCCCUCCUCUGACGACGCAUCGGCUGACCUGCCCGUGCUCGUCGAUUGCCCCGCCUCUCCCAAAUCUCCCCUCAACGACGCCGGCCCUCUCUCCUCCUCUUCCUCGUCCUCCACCUUCUCCCCGUCGACCAUUCCCCGCUCAUCCUCCCCCUCCUCUCCGUCCGCCACCACCGCCGGUUGCUGCCACGGCGCCUCGAGGUCGCCGUGUGCCUUGGCGUCGUUCCGCCUGCUGGACUGGCUCGCAUCCCCCGUGCUGGAAAACUGCCCCGCCUCCAUGGCGCCCGGUUCCGUCUCCCCAUCCCCCUCGCACCACACUCACUGUGGUGGCCACUGCAGCGCUGCCACGAAUACUACCAAGAGCGCCUCUGAAAACGCUCCACGAACUGAACGUGCGGCGGUCGCGGCGUCCCAGGGCUCCGUCUGUCCGUCCGACGGAGAGUCUCCGCCGCCAGUCCCGACAACGAGCGCGCGGCGACGCGACAUGAUCGUGGGAGUGAAGCUGACUGACUUCGGGGGCUCUGCGGCGAUCAAGGGCGGUCUGGGCGGCGUGGUUCGCGGGCGGGGCGCGGGGACGCGCGGGUACAUGGCGCCCGAGGUGAUAACGGGGGAGGCGUACGGAUGCAAGGCUGACGUGUUCAGCCUCGGAAUCACGCUGUCCACCAUGCUGACGGGGCACAUCCCCGCCACGCCCGUGGAUUUCUCCAAGCCCAUCUGGGAUAAUGUGCCAGACGGUGCCAAGGAUCUGAUCCGUCAGAUGCUUUACAUGGAUCCGAAUCAACGGCUGAGCUCGUUCCAGGUGAUGGAGCACCCGUGGCUGAAUCAGCCGGACGCGAGGCGCGCGGACGUCACUGCUAGGUACCCCAGCCUGCUGCAGCCGGCAGCAAUGAUGACGGCGAAGAUGGGCUACUCUCAGGGAAGCAGCGGCGACCUCAGUGGGAGGAGGUGCUGCAGUGCUCAGAGGAUGGCAGAACCCGGUAGACAAGCUGCUGCACCGUUGGCAGGUGAAGCGGCAGCGCCAUGAAUCAAACAGCAUGGGAUGAUACAGCCAGCUGCUAUUGGCAGCAGCCAGCUGCUAUUGGCAACUGGAGCAAGGAAAGGAGAACAUUGGAACUACCAAGCUUGAAGGAGGUCUGCUGGCUUCCUGUUUGUGUGUUGGCGGCACAGCAAGCAACGCUGUGGAGUUGUGAGCAGUUGCACUUCCACGUGCACCCGGAAGUGCAACUGAUCACAACACUAGCAGCUCGACGAGGUGAUGAAUCAUGACUCAUCCUGCGGUGGGUUGGGGGGGCUGCUGAUAAAAGGUCAAAGCACCCAUUUCGAGUUUCUUUUCUAUUAAUGUAGACACUGCAUUGCAUGCUUCUUGUCGUACGAUAAUAUUAUCAGAAUUUCUUACCCC
Molecule: messenger RNA, 2009 nt
Organism: Closterium sp. NIES-67
Lineage: Eukaryota; Viridiplantae; Streptophyta; Zygnematophyceae; Desmidiales; Closteriaceae
Source: the annotation of a GenBank genome assembly